UUGUAUAAGAUUGAAAGAAUAAAUUGUUAGAGUCAUCAAUGCUCAAAAUACGGAGGUAAAAUAAAGAAGAAAAAUUCAUAAAGAUCACACUUCCAAAAUUAAACAUGAAGCUGAAAUUUAUUCUUUUCCUCUGGCAGUGCAUAUUACUCUGCGAUCUGCACGUUUCUGUCCACUCGGUACCCGCAACUGGACCAAACAUAAGACCAACCGUGGAAUAUGAAUUUCCAUUUGUCGUAUUUAUUUCAACACCCCCUAAUAUGCAGCAGUAUAACAUUAAUUCCUUCUUUUGCACGGGAUCGCUUAUUUCUUUCCGAGAUGUUAUAACUGCGGAACAUUGUCUGACAAACAAGCAACUGAAGGAUGUGGAAAUAAAUGCAGGAUCUCACGAUAUACGUCGUACCACCACAUAUUAUCCGGAAUGGUGGUUAUCCUAUGAAACGUGGUGUCAGCAUAAAGAACGGGCAGUUGAAUAUCCAAGAAACUCAAUUCUCACAAUCAUUAGGUUAAACGAUACUGUAUCUAAUGCACAACCGGCGCGUAUAUUGUACACGCCAAAGCAAAAUCUGGUCGAUAAGGAUGUAGUAUUGGUAACUUGGGGUAGGGGAAAUACUGGUCGAAUUCCCCUGAUAUCGGAAACUGGUACAGCAAAAGUUCUAACGGAUGAUCAUUGCUCAAAUCAGUAUUAUACACUUCGUAGACGGCAUCUUGUUGUUUACGAGACGCUUUUUUGCACUGCAGCAGAUCCAUUCUUAAUAGUUGACAUAGGUGACGCUGGUAGUCCAGUUUUGUAUCAAAAUCAGAUUGUUGGUGUUACUAGAGGAGCGACACCACGAAAUAUGGACAGCACAACUUUAAUGAAUGUUCACUAUAACAUCCAUUACUUCCGGCAAUUUAUCACGGACGUUUUAAUCGACAACUUCUAAAUAAAAAAAUAUUAGAAAAUAAUAUCAACAAAUGUACACUGUGUUUUAUUUGCGUGCAAGUUUAUUAAAUAUAAUUCUUAUAAUGGAAUUUCCAAGCACAUUUCCAUUGUAAAGAGAAGCUAAUUA
Ceratosolen solmsi marchali is the source of this 1049-nucleotide messenger RNA. RefSeq names its product snake venom serine protease NaSP-like. Gene Ontology annotation, biological process: proteolysis. The record is from RefSeq and is a predicted model, not a curated record. Bases 105 to 923 code for a protein of 272 amino acids. The transcript has 5 exons. Lineage: Eukaryota; Metazoa; Arthropoda; Insecta; Hymenoptera; Agaonidae. Gene Ontology annotation, molecular function: serine-type endopeptidase activity.